Lepisosteus oculatus (spotted gar) is the source of this 1696-nucleotide messenger RNA. RefSeq names its product RAS-like, family 11, member B (gene rasl11b). Gene Ontology annotation, molecular function: GTPase activity; GTP binding. NCBI's taxonomy places the organism in Eukaryota, Metazoa, Chordata, Actinopteri, Semionotiformes, Lepisosteidae. The record is from RefSeq and is a predicted model, not a curated record.
AGGCCCUGGGAUCUGCCGGCAGGACAGAACAUUCCCGGAGAGGACGCGGUGCGCAUCAGCUGAGCCGGCGGGGUACUCUCUGUACACAAACAAGGAUUAUCCGCAUCUGCGCGCCUGCUGAGGCGGAUACAAGAAGCGCUGCCUGGAGGGGCUUGUGUUCAGAUCCCCUCUGGCGUGAUCCAGCGACCGUCCGCACAUCCCCAUGAAGAUGCGUCUCAUCCAGAACAUGUCCACUAUCGCGGAGUACCCUGCGCCCGAGUGCCCGGCGGGCAGAGUGAUUAAAAUCGCCGUCAUUGGGGCCAGCGGGGUAGGAAAAACUGCUCUGGUGGUAAGGUUUCUAACCAGGCGCUUCAUUGGAGACUACGAGAGAAACUCGGGUACACUUUACACCAGAGAAAUCCAAGUUGAUGGAGAACAAGUGGCCAUACAGGUUCAAGAUACACCUGGUGUCCAGGUGUGCGGGCUGUCCGGCGAGCAGGUGGCCCGUUCUGUGCGGUGGGCGGACGCGGUGGUGCUGGUCUACUCCGUCACGGACCGCCAGAGCUUCGAGCUCGUCGGCCAGCUGCACCAGCAGGUGCGGCAGGUGCACCCGGACAGCAGGGUGCCCGUCGCCCUGGUGGCCAACAAGGCCGACCUCCUGCAUGCCAAGCAGGUGGAGCCGCAGCAGGGCCUGAAGCUGGCCGGGGCGCUGGGCUGCGCCUUCUGCCAGGUGUCGGCCAGCGAGAACUACAACGACGUGCACAACGCCUUCCACCUGCUGUGCCGCGACCUGAACAAGCAGCCGCCGCCGCCCAGCGGCUCGGAGAAGCGCAGGACCUCCCUCAUCCCCCGGCCCAAGUCCCCCAACAUGCAGGACCUGAAGAGGAGGUUCAAGCAGGCCCUGUCCGCCAAAGUGAGGACGGUGACCUCGGUGUGAAGCGCCGCGCGGGGCUGGAGGGGCGCUCCAGUGAGGACCCACGCCGAGCAGCCGAGCUCCCGCCUCCUCGCCGAGGUGUGACGGAGAAGCGGAGUCGAUUCUCGCCCCCGCAGGGGCAGCGGAGCCUUUCGAGAGGGUGACCGAGCAUGUGACUCUGGACUGCGAUGGGGAGGGAGGGUCGCCUACUUCCUGGAUCUGUUGCAGUGAAGUGACGUGUGGACCGCCGCUCCGGAGGGGCAGAGUGCCUGCCCUGGUCCGUUAGUGGAGCGACGCUUUAAACGGACGCACAUCUGGGGUUGGAUGGGAUCACUCGGCAUCCAGCUGGAGUGGAAGCUGACUUGACCUUUUCCCUUGGCAACCUGAGCUCUGAAGGACAGGCAGGGUGGUUUAGAGGCUGGCUUGAUGAAGGUGACAGCGGAGGCUCUCGAACCCCAGUCCUUUCCUCUAUCUGGUGUCCCCUUUCUUGCAGGGACCUGGAGCUCGUGUCUUGUCUAGCCUGUGCUCGUGUUUUGUAAGCAGAGCUUCUGCUUUGUGUAUUGAGCUGCUGUUACACAUCACUAGAAACAAGACGAGGGAUUGCCUGGGUGUGUUUGCUGUGGGGUAGCGGAUGCCCACUGAGACUCUGCUGAAGUCUCUCUGAAUGCACUUUAUUGAAGCCGUAAGUGUUUUUGCUUGGCAACUGUAAGUUAUUAUACCAGCUACUUUCUCCUGAGGAGGAGGUCCUUUUGGUCAUCUGUUUCAAAAUAAAAUUUUGAACAAAUCACUUAACUGCUUUGUUGU